AUGCAAGUCUUGUACAACAAUUUCGCGGCAACAUUGCCUUUUUUCAUACGGCUGCUCGAAACUUGCGACUUCUAUGCCUUCGACAAUGAGAUGACGGGCGUCGGGAUGCCGAAGGUGUCCGAUCUGAUCACCUUUUCAUCUGAGGAGAGCUACCACUGCAAACGGAUGGCGGCAAGCCAUUACAAUCUUAUUCAGAUUGGCCUUUGCCUCUUCCAUCGGUCGGGCACCGUUGGAGACGUGGCACAGUACACAGCGUCUCCCUUUAACUUUGUUCUAUUCCCUCAGUCGAUGGAAGAGGCAGGUGGCGCGCUACUUGGCCGCAACAUCAGCACUGAUAUUGUGAUGGGCUCUUCCGCUCUUGCGUUUCUCCGGCGUCAUGGAAUGGACUUCCAGUCGUGGGUUUACGAAGGCAUCGGCUACUGCGACGAGGACCAGGCGCGCGUGUGGCGGGACCACUGGAAGGAACAACGCGGGGAGGGCACCACCAACGCCGUCGCCGUGGAAAAGGGUGUGGACGGCGACUUGUUUUCGGAUGAGGAAAGAUCGUGGGUCGAAGCCUCCAUAAAGGCUGCCAAGGAGCUGCAACAGCGAGCGGAUGCGGCGGGGCGCGGUGCAGCGACUAAGUGCGUAUGUGGCCUGAAAAUGAUGAACAAAAGCGCUUCAGAGGUCGAGGUUCCCGGCGGCCGCGAGGUGCUUCUUGAGUGCCAGUCAAGUAGGAGCGCACGCGAGUACCUUACGGCGUACCUGAAAUCUCACCUGCCGCGUGUGACGGUAACGUACCGUCGUCAAGGCAAGAUGUUUGCCGGUACGCUCUGCGUCUUUUCAGAGGAGGAAAUUCAGUCAAAAGUCGCCAAGGAGCGGGCCACUCAGGAUUGCGACGAGCUGAAUUCGCUGGGGUUCCGCCUUGUAUUUGAGGCGCUAGUGAAGUCCAGGAAGCCGUGUGUGGGACACAACUGCUUUAUGGAUUUGCUUUUUCUGAUGGCCGCGCUGGAUCGGGCGCUGCCGGAGGAACUUCCAUCGUGGAAGGCGCGCGUGAGUGAACUGUUCCCGACGGUACUGGACACGAAGUACAUCGCGACGCGCGUGGAUCGGUUUCCCCUUGGGUACUUCAAAAAGCUAAACCUGGGCAGCCUUUUUGAGAAUUAUGGAAUGCAGUCGCAGGAGGUCAAGGUGAGCUUGCCGCUGGGGUUCCAGUCGUACGACCCCCUUACUUUCCUGACGUUAUCCCGUCGCAGCUCGUCCGGCGGCACCGCAGCCGGCCCUGCCCACGAAGCGGGCUACGAUGCGCUUAUGACCGGGACGCUGCUUCUCAAUUUGCUUGCGGAAAUGGGAUACAACUCUGUGGCCGAUGCACCAGCAGACCUGGUCAACAAGACCUCCGUUUUCAACUCGCUGUAUGCGGUGGAUCUGGGCAGGGCUGAUGGUGAUGAAUAUACCCCAGGGGAGCGCGGGGUGCUGGACCUCCGGCAUGCGGCACAUGUAAAGUGGUUUGAAGUCGAGGGCUGUGUCACAGCGAGCGGUGUGAACAAUAUAACCUUGCACAGCGUAGAUAAGGAGCGUACCAUCGUUGUGUUGCCGCCACUACAAGACUGCGAUCCAAAGACGAUUGAGGAGACCCUUAGCACACGUUUCUCGCAUAUUCUCCGGGAGGUUUCUAUGUACAAGCCGCCGCAUCUGGCGUAG
Molecule: messenger RNA, 1683 nt
Organism: Phytomonas sp. EM1
Lineage: Eukaryota; Euglenozoa; Kinetoplastea; Trypanosomatida; Trypanosomatidae
Source: the annotation of a GenBank genome assembly